CUUUGUAGAAAGAUCAUAAAAGUAUACUAAAUAUUUUGUUUUUAUUAUACAGCUAUCAAAGCUGUGUAUAAUUAUUUUUAUGACGUUUCAUGUAAAUGAAUUGGAAAUACCCUUCACCGGUUUUGCACGCAUUAGUCACACAAAGUAAAACAUAAAGCUAAAGUUAGACCCUAUUACACAUAAGCAUAUGUAUGUAUGUUGGAUAUGCAUGCAAACAUUCAAGUGCUUAAACACUAAAUUGAGAUAAUAAUGCAACAAGUGUUUUUCGUUUUAAAUACAUAAAUAGCUACGUAUUAUUUACGCGCAACGCUAUUAUAUAAAUUAUACAAUUUUAUUCGUGAUUUCAUGCAUUUAUGAAAAAAUAAAUAUAUUGUAAUAUAUGCGUUCAUAUAAAAAUUCUUUUUGUACAUAACCAUUUAUAAGUUGUGCUAAAAAGAUUCCACGUAUUUUUCUCUCUGACGUACAUCUCAACGCAUCCUAUUGCAUUGCCUCAACAACCUCUUGCGUGUUUUGUGCGCGUUUGGCAUUCCAUCACAAACACCUAUCACGCAUAGGAGUUUAUUAACGCGCCGGGGUGGCAGCAUUUUAUCAUCCCAGUUAUUGGUGCAGCAACAACAGCGCUAUUAUACCAAUAGUAAACUUCUGACCACCUAUCUUAGUGAGCUAAACAAUUCGACAUUUCGACGAGCGAAUUCUGCGAGCGAUAACUACCAUUGCCACUUUAGGUCAGCACAAAAGCGAAGGUUUUACCACGAAAAAACGAAACCGCAACCACAACAACAUACAGUGCGUACAAAUUUUUUAUUAGUCAGCAGAAAAUCAGUAGCUAUGGGUUCGGCAAAUUGUAAGGAAUAUUCGACUACAACGUCCAAAGACGACGCGAAUGCAUCAGCCAAGCAUCAGGAUGGUACAUAUCAGUCUACAUCCGAAUGCGACAUGUCGGAAUAUACCAACGCUGUCGAAGUCUGCAACAUUGACGAUCUGCAAGAAAAUGAAAUGAAGCAAUUUAAUUUCGAUGUGGACACAAAAGUGUUGGUGGUGAAGCAAGGAGGUCAGAUAAAAGCUGUCGGCAAUAAGUGUACGCAUUAUGGCGCACCAUUGCACACUGGCGCCUUGGGUCAGGGUCGUGUGCGUUGUCCUUGGCAUGGCGCCGCUUUCUGUUUGCGUACCGGUGACAUCGAAGAUUUCCCUGGCCUGGACUCGCUGCCCUGUUUUAUGGUGCGUGUCGAAGAUGAUGGCAAAGUAAAAUUGCGUGCCAAACGCACAGAUUUGGAGAAAAAUAAACGCUUGAAAGAUAUGGUGAAACGCGAUAUGUCGAAUAAGCAAUGUGUCGUUGUUAUUGGAGGCGGUCCAUCAGCUGCCGUGUGUGUGGAAACGUUGCGCCAAGAGGGCUUUACAGGUCGUAUUGUCAUGCUUUGCCGCGAACAAAUCUUGCCUUACGAUCGUAUCAAAGUUUCCAAGUCCAUGGACAUUGCGCUGGAUAUGAUACAAUACCGCGAUGCCGACUUCUAUGCUCAAUAUGGCAUUGAGGCUAUGCUUGGGGUCGAGGCGACCAGAGUUAAUACGAUUGACAAGAAAGUUGUUUGCUCGGAUGGGAAUGAAAUCAAAUAUGAUCAACUCUUUAUAGCUACUGGCUUGAGCGCCAGGAGGCCGCCAACACAAGGAAAUAAUCUGAAAAACGUGUUCACUUUGCGCAACUACGCAGAUGCUCGAGUAAUAUUGAAUGCAAUUACACCGGAGACAAAUCUGGUAUGCGUGGGAGGAAGCUUUAUUGCAAUGGAGGUGGCUGCAGCAUUGGUCAACAAAGUUAAAUCGGUAACUAUAAUAUACUCAGGCGAGUAUCCUUUUGCUCUUUUCGGCAAAGCGGUUGGUGAACUUUUUCAUCGUUUGUAUAGUGAGAAAGGAAUUAUAAUGAAAGGUCACAGCCGACUCUCGGCGUUGCAUGGAAAUGCCGAGGGUGCCGUUACUGAAUUGGAAGUUGCUGGCGGUAACAAAUUAGCCUGUGAUGUUGUUGUAUUGGGUACUGGUUCAACAUAUAACACAGAUUUCUUGGAAGGCUCAGGCAUCAACAUUAACGCCGACGGCUCCAUCGACACUGACAUGCAUCUAAUGACAAAUGUGGUGGAUGUUUAUGUAGGCGGUGACAUUGCGAAUGCUCCCAUAUUGGCCAAUGCAAAUCAACGGGGCUCUGUUGGUCACAUUCAGUUGGCGCAAUAUCAUGGUCGUAUUGCUGCUCUCAAUAUGACGGGUACAAUUGAGGAUUUGCGAGCGGUACCAUUUUUCUUCACGAUGAUUUUCGGUAAAGGUAUACGAUAUGCUGGGCAUGGUCGUUUUUCGGAUGUGUUGAUCAAGGGUGAUUUGAAUAAUUUUAAAUUCGUUGUGUACUAUCUGGAUACUCAGGGAAAUGUAGUAUCGGUAUUGACAAUUGGCCACGAUCCGGUCGUAUCACAAUUUGCAGAAUUACUUACUCAAGGCAAGCGUUUGCAUCGCACGCAUAUAGAGAAUGCAGCGGAUCAUUUGGAGUGGACGAAUAUGUUGAAAGAGAAGAAGUCGCGAGCGGUCUGUGACUGCUGAAGUGCAUUUGAAUUAAUUGUGUAGUUUAUUGUUUCUCAUUGGUAUUUAUUAGAUAAAAUCGCAAAGAAUUUGCUAACGAAGUAUUGAAAUAAACGGAAAUAAAAAUAUA
Anastrepha obliqua is the source of this 2683-nucleotide messenger RNA. Its product is annotated as apoptosis-inducing factor 3. Bases 829 to 2574 code for a protein of 581 amino acids. The transcript has 4 exons. Gene Ontology annotation, cellular component: cytoplasm. Gene Ontology annotation, molecular function: oxidoreductase activity, acting on NAD(P)H; 2 iron, 2 sulfur cluster binding; flavin adenine dinucleotide binding. NCBI's taxonomy places the organism in Eukaryota, Metazoa, Arthropoda, Insecta, Diptera, Tephritidae. The record is from RefSeq and is a predicted model, not a curated record.